ACGUUGCUUCUAUCUCGUCUUUUCUUUUUAAAGGAUUGUUAGGCUGCAUCUGACCAAAUUGAUUUAUUUAUUUAUUCUAUUUGUACCCCGCCUGACUGGUCAAAACGACCAAAUGGAGCUAAAGGCUACUUCUCCAGCCAGGUGGGAGACUGGUCGGGUGGUUCGUCUGAGUUAGGGUUAUGAUCACCGUCCUCUUUCUUGCUGGUCUGCUCAUGGCCUUCCCCUCCUUCUGUCCACUCAUCUGUCCAGCGGCCACCUGCCGGCCCCCACCUGGCCCUUCCCUUCUCACCUGCCCCCUUGUCCUGUUCAAGCCAGCCUGGCCGGUGGGCCCGUGAGCUCUGGCCCAUCCCCUUCUCCUCCUCCUCCUCCCCCCAUGGGGCUGGCAGGGUUUCUAUAAGCAGGCGGACUCUCACAGAGUGCCUGGAUUCGACCAUGACGCUGUGGAACUGCAGGAAGCCGGCGGGCAAAGAUGGGACGGAGAUGGAGUCGGGCCCCAAAGGCCAGCCCCCCAAGAACAGGGCCGAGAAGGAACUGCUGGAGCACCCCUUUGGGAAGAGCUUUGGGAAGCGGGAGCCCCGGGGGGCACGGUGUGCCCAGAGGUGCCUGGGGGCUUUGAAGGGCCUGGGUCUCUCCAUCCGCACCCGGAUCUCCCACUUUGGUGAAGACUGGAUCUUCCUUUUCCUGCUGGGCAUCGCGAUGGCAACCCUCAGCUUCGGCUUGGACAUCAUCGUCUCCAAAUUCCAGCAAGCCAACCUGUGGGUUUAUGACGAGCUGGCAGACUACCGCUACCUGCAGUAUGUCUCUUGGGUCCUCUACCACAUGGUUUUGAUGAUGGUGUCGGCAGCUGCGGCCAAAUACAUCUCUCCCCAAGCAGCCGGUUCUGGGAUCCCUGAACUGAAAGUGGCCCUGCGGGGUGUCGUGCUACAUGAAUUCUUCACUUUCUGGACCUUCGCGGCAAAGUUGGUGGGAGUGAUUUGCACCUUAGCAGCAGGAAGCACCGUCUUUCUAGGGAAAAUGGGUCCCUUCGUCCACAUGGCCACGAUCCUGGCCAUUCUGCUCGGCAAAGCUAUGGUCAGAUUCUCCGUUUCUACCGAGAACCCGGGGCGCAAAUACGAGCUUCUGAGUGCAGGGGUGGCCGUGGGUGUGGCGUGUUGUUUCGUGGCUCCUGUCGGAGGGGUGCUGUUUGGGGUGGAGGUCACCGGCACCCACUUUGCUGUGCGCGAUUACUGGAGGGGGUUCUUUGCCGCCACGUGCGCUGCCCUUGCCUUCCGCCUGCUGGCUGUGCUCAACCACACAAGAGAAACCGUGGCCGUUCUAUUCCACACCGGCUGGCGCGUGGAGUUCCCCUACGACCUCCCUGAGUUGCUUUCCUAUGCCAUUCUGGGAGCACUUUGUGGAGGCCUGGGCUGGGUUUUUCUUUUCUGCCAUCGGAACAUCCUCGCAUUCCUCCGGAACUGGCCAAGAAUCAAACGCUUGACGGCGAACAACAAAAUCCUGUAUGCUGGCUUGGUCGCCCUUCUCCUGGCGAGCGUCACCUUCCCCCGGGGGUCUGGCCGGUACCUUGGCGCACGGUUCUCCAUGAAGGAACUCCUGGAGACCUUUUUCCGCAACGGGAGCUGGAGCCUGGAAGGAGCCCCGAUCCGCCCCAAUGGCACCCGCCGGGCCCCCAACCUGACUGAGGACUUCAGCUGGCUCCAGUGGGGCCACCCGACGCUCUCCCCGCUGGAGAUGGCCUCCCUCUUCCUCCUAGCAAAGUUUUUCAUGGUCCUCCUGGCUACCAGCAUGAUUGUGCCGGCCGGCUAUUUCCUCCCUGUCUUUGUUUACGGAGCAGCACUGGGCCGGCUGUACGGUGAGGCCAUGGCCAAAAUCUUCCCAGAUGGCCUUGUCUCCGAGGGUGUCCGCCUGCAGAUCACGCCAGCUGGCUAUGCUCUGGCAGGUGCGGCGGCGUAUUCUGGGGCCGUGACCCAGACCCUUUCGACGGCCCUGCUCACUUUUGAGCUGACGGGCCAAAUGUCCCACAUCCUGCCGGUCCUGCUCUCCGUGCUGGUGGCCAAUGCCAUCAGCCAGCGUGCGCAGCCUUCCUUCUUUGAUGGCAUCAUCAUCAUCAAGAAGCUUCCCUUCCUGCCCAAGCUUUUCAUGAGCAAAAGCAGGGGCCACGAUUUCUACACAGAGGAUUUUAUGGUGACGAAUCUCAAGUAUCUGUGCCGGGAGACCCAAUACAAACACCUCCGGUGGCUGCUGAAAACAUCCAAGCUGAAGCAGUUCCCGCUGGUGGACUCCCGAGGAAAGAUCUCUCCAGACUUCUGUCGGAGCAGCUGA
Messenger RNA from Pogona vitticeps (central bearded dragon), 2319 nucleotides. Lineage: Eukaryota; Metazoa; Chordata; Lepidosauria; Squamata; Agamidae. The record is from RefSeq and is a predicted model, not a curated record.